Tripterygium wilfordii is the source of this 1230-nucleotide messenger RNA. RefSeq lists its product as uncharacterized. The transcript is spliced from 7 exons. The record is from RefSeq and is a predicted model, not a curated record. NCBI's taxonomy places the organism in Eukaryota, Viridiplantae, Streptophyta, Magnoliopsida, Celastrales, Celastraceae. The coding region runs from base 1 to 1230 and encodes 409 amino acids.
AUGGGUGUGUCAAUGGCACAAUUUUUCUUUGUAUUUGUGUUGAUGAUCAUACCCACCAUGGCAUACGCUACAUCCAGAAGUCAUAGCCUCGAGGUGCAGAACCUUUUGAAGCGUCUAAACAAGCCUCAUGUCAAAUCUAUCAAGAGUCCAGAUGGUGAUAUAAUUGAUUGCGUUCUUAUUCACAACCAACCGGCUUUUGAUCAUCCUUUACUCAAGAACCAUACAAUUCAGAUGAGACCGAGUUCUUUCCCAAAGGAGGAUACCAUCUUCCCGAGGGAGUCGAAGGAAGGAUCGUUUAAACAAGUAUGGAACUCGAAGGAAAGUUGUCCAGAAGGUACAAUUCCUAUCAAAAGAGUAACCGAAGAAGACGUACUGAGAGCAAGCUCUGUCCGAAGAUUCGGAAUGAAGGAACCUCGCAUCUUCCCUGAGUCGUCAAGUCCUGGAGUAGUAGGCAAGAGUCCAUACUUAGGCUAUUCGCAUGAGUAUGGAGAAGUUUAUUUGCCAAACGGCGAGUAUUAUGGUACUAAGGUAACUAUGAACGUUUGGACACCUAGAGUUCAAGAACCCAAUGAACACAGCGCAUCUCUAUUCUGGAUAACAGCAGGUCCUCGUGAUAAAGUCAAUGUGAUUGAAGCUGGUUGGCAUGUCCACCCAUCUCUACAUAAAGAUAACAAGACACGGCUAUUUAUUUAUUGGACUAGCGAUGGAUAUCAUAAAAAGGGUUGCUACAAUCUGCAAUGCUCAGGCUUUGUCCAAGUGGACAAGGAAAUAACCCUGGGUUCAUUUAUUAGUCCAAUAUCCACCUAUGGAGGUAGCCAAUUUGAUAUCACUUUAGAAGCUUGGAAGGAUCCCGAUACAGGCAACUGGUGGUUGCGUGUUGGGGACAAGCUGAUAGGAUACUGGCCGUGGGUACUCUUCAACUACAUGAAGAAAAGUGCUUCAAAGAUUUACUGGGGGGGAGAUAUUGUGAACUUGAAGGUAGGAGGGAAACAUACCACAACAGAAAUGGGGAGUGGGCAUUUCGCAGGAGAAGGUUAUGGCAAAGCCAGUUUUUUUAGGAAUCUUGCAAUCGUUGAUGAAACCAACACACUCACUCUUCCUGAAGAAAUCAUCGACCCAAAAUUCAAUGCCUCCUGCUACAACAUCAUACUCGAUGAUCAGACUCUAAAGCCAGAAUGGGGAAUCUAUUUCUACUAUGGUGGUCCUGGUCGAAACCCUAAUUGCGCAUGA